AUGCAAAACAGACGGGAAAGACAAUUAGAGACGGUGAAAAACAGCCCGUGUUUGGUCAUCUUCAUAGUGACACAUUGUGCAUUAUGCGGUUCACCAAACUUCCCAAAACGUUUAAUAGGGCGGAGGAUACAAACACAAGGACGACGGCUAUCAACACUAUGAAAUUGAUCAUAUAUCACAAAAGAAACGAAUGAUUAAAAGUCUUACGUGAGUUUCAAACGUUGCUCAAUAAGCUAAGGAGAAAUGUAGUGAAGUAAAUAUUAAACAGUAUACUUAUACACUGCAAAAAAUGUUUGAGUAAAAUAAUGCACCCAUGCACAGUGACCCAAAAUAGUGAGUAAAAUUAAAUUACUCAAAUUUAUGAACAAGUUUACUCAUUUUUUUAGUAAAAUAAAUCACUACUCAAAAAAUUGAGCAAAUUUGAAACUUCACUCAAAACUAAUUUGAGUAAAGUUGCUCAUAACUCUGAGAGUUUUACUCCAAAUUUUGAGUCACCGUGCAGGGUGCAUUAUUUUAUUCAGGUUUUCGAUUCAAAAUACUCAAAAGACUUUUUGCAGUGUAAAAAUAUAGCAUUGUGAUUUGUGUUUUUACUUCCGUCAAUAUUUUCACUCCUUCGCUUGUUGUCCCCUACUUGGCCCCAACAUUGGCGAACAAGACCUGGUCAAAUGGCGCGAAAAAGGCUAACUAAGUCGCUAUAUGAGCAGUUAGAAUGCGACAGUGUGCACUGCAUAAUCUAUUUUUUGUUUUCACUGUAGUUUUUCGAAGAAUAUUGCCUGGAUGCUGAGAGAAGUAUAAACUCUGGCAGUUGGUUGUGUGCUUCUGGGAGUUCUUUUUUCAACCAUAAUUUCGUUUCAUACUGUCCAGUUGAGGAGGCCAAACGCUUGGAUGGACAUGGAACACUUAUCAGGUAAAUAAGGAACGAGACGGUGAAUAUUAUCUAUAGUGUGCUUUUCUGUAUGAAGAUAAAAUGCCUUGUAACCAGAAGAAAUGUUAAAACAUACUCCACUUGUAUUCUUACCGGACGAGGUUUUCGUAUCUUAUCCAAUUUUCACAUACCCAAAAUUCAUGCAUACUGUAAAGUGAAUAGAGUUUGAUAUCUACAAGUAAGGUGCUUCUUAGCGUAAAAUGUUAACUUAUUCAACACACGGAUGCAGGUAGACAUCACUUAGCCAGUACCUAUGUGCAGUACGUACUCUAAGUUGUCAGUUGUCCCACCCCAACUUUCUCUCUGGACCUAUUUCGAUGAGGACAAAUUAUAAUCCGAGGUAAGAUACAUAGACAUCGAUAUUUUUUAGAAAAUAUGUGCCAGCACUUCGUGAUUUUCCUGAAAAGUAUAUCCAUGAACCGUGGACUGCUCCGUAUGAUAUUCAAGAGAAAGCAAACUGUACUAUUGGUGCAGACUAUCCAGACAGAAUGUUAGAUCAUAUUGAAGCUAAACAACGCUGUGUUGAAAAACUGAGAAAAUUUCACAAAGAACUCGUUCACCCAA
This is a messenger RNA of Paramuricea clavata, 1489 nucleotides long. Lineage: Eukaryota; Metazoa; Cnidaria; Anthozoa; Malacalcyonacea; Plexauridae. The record is from the annotation of a GenBank genome assembly.